Molecule: messenger RNA, 1436 nt
Organism: Pseudophryne corroboree (corroboree frog)
Lineage: Eukaryota; Metazoa; Chordata; Amphibia; Anura; Myobatrachidae
Product: cell division cycle-associated protein 7-like
Exons: 10
Coding region: 221-1354 (377 amino acids)
Biological process (GO): regulation of DNA-templated transcription
Cellular component (GO): nucleus
Source: RefSeq, a predicted model, not a curated record
UGUGCAUAAAAGUAACCUGCGAUAAGUUGCUACACAGCCACUCAUCUGCUUGCUCCUGGAGACAAGGUGUUUGUAAAUAGAACCAGUUUAUCUUGCUGAAUUUCAGGCAAAAUGAGGCUUUCCUCUUAGGACAACUGUCUUGCAAGUAGUAGAAAAUAAUUUAUAAGUGGUGUGCUGGAUUUGGUACUAUGAAACAAACAUACAGGCUAUCCUAUCUAAUAUGCAGUACAUGAUGCCUAGAACAUCGGAAGCUUCAGCGUCCCGUAGAAAUGACCGCUACUCCCUCAGGGUUACUCUGAAAAAGGUGGAGUAUUUCUCGGAUGCCAGUGAGGAGCCUGGAGAAGAUAAUGACAACUCCUUUUCAGAAACAAAGGUGGUGCAGCCGGCAGUACCCCCGUCAAGUGAAUCUGAGGAGGAACCUCCAAAUGAUUUCUUGCGCCGCAGGGCCAAGAACAUCCAGGAUAACAAAGCUAUGGUAUUUCAUACUGAUCCCGCCACAAUGCACCCGUCAGGAUUCCAGCCUUGGGUAUCCCGAUGUUGGUCUCCUGACCACUGCGAUACCAUGUGCCGCUAUUUCCUAUUUCCGUCCAGAGCCAGCAACAGAAAUCUUGGGGCUGGUACAGUGAAGUCUUCGGAGCCCCCCAGAAAUCUGUCCAAGCUUAUGGCAGAACUGAAGAUCCCAGAAGAUUCUGAGUCAAAAUCCAGGCCCAUUGGCAGACCCAGUGGCAGGAAGUAUAAGGGUCAUCCUAAUGACUCUUUCAUGGCAGUGGAACCAAGGAGAAACCCAGAGCGUGCAAGUCGCCGCAUGACUAGCUCUAUGGGAGUCAUAAAACCCUCUUCAGCAGACAAGAAAAAAACACAUAUGGAUCAGCCAAUAAAAAAAGAGCAAACAAGGCGGCGAUCCUCCCGGCUCAGCAUCCAUACCAUUCCCCAUGUGGUGCGGCCAGUGGAUGAAAUAACAGAGGAUGACCUGAAAAACAUUGCUGAGAAUGUGAAGGAGAAAGUAUAUAAUACUGUUCAUGGUUCCACAUGCCAUCAGUGCAGACAGAAAACUAUAGACACUAAAACAAAUUGCCGCAAUGUUGAGUGUCAUGGAAUCCAAGGGCAGUUCUGUGGCCCCUGUCUGAGGAACAGAUACGGAGAGGAAGUGCGCAAAGCUCUCCUAGAUCCUGACUGGACGUGUCCACCGUGUAGAGGGAUUUGUAACUGCAGCUUUUGUCGGCAACGAGAUGGUUACAGUGCUACUGGUAUACUUUUUCCUUUGGCACGUCACCGUGGUUAUAGUGAUGUCCACGCUUAUCUUAACAGCUUGCAGAAAUCAGAUGAUGAGAGUGAUGAGGACCCGACACCAUAAGUCACACUCACUUUGUGUUUGGUUUUGUGUGUUUUUUAUUUUAUAUAGAUUUAUAAGGGCUAAUAAAACUAUCUAACUUUUA